CACCAGUGAGUCACCCUUUUCAUACAGUGAAACCUUAAAGGGAAGGGUAGGGAGGAUGUAUUGACGGUUAGGAAAACACAGAUUACUGGUGGAAAAUGACAUCCUCUAUUAAUAAGAUCUAAGUGUGUGUUUCAGAGCUCUGGGAAGUGUCUUGACAGAGAACCUGAGCUGGACAAAGCAGCCUUGAUCUGAGUGAGCUAACUGGCACCAUGAAAACAUCAGGUGUCUUUCUGCUCCUCUCCCUGGCUCUUUUCUGCUUUUUCUCAGGUGUCUUCGGUCAAGGAGCUCAGGACAAAGGAGGCUGCAACACAAGAUCAGAGGGUUGGAUGCCAAGGAAAGGUGGCUUAAGGAGGCGUCUCUUUCAAGUUGACUGUGGUGAGUUCAAGGACCCCAAGGUCUACUGUACUCGGGAAUCUAAUCCCCACUGUGGUUCUGAUGGCCAGACAUAUGGCAAUAAAUGUGCCUUCUGUAAGGCAGUGAUGAAAAGUGGUGGGAAAAUCAACCUAAAGCACCGUGGAAAAUGCUGAAUCAGAACCAGAAUGCUGAAAAUGCUGAAUCAGAGAGCUGACUUGCCAGCUCUCUCAUAUUUCUUUACUUGCCUCUGCUUUUACUUUACUUUUCUCUAGUGAAUCCCUUCAAUUUAUAAAGACACACCUUCUACUCUACCUUGAGCUUAGGGUGUUCCGUAUAUAUUUUUCUUGAUUCGCUUGUCAAUAAAGUAAAUUCUGUAA
Messenger RNA from Bubalus bubalis (water buffalo), 731 nucleotides. Its product is annotated as serine protease inhibitor Kazal-type 6. Lineage: Eukaryota; Metazoa; Chordata; Mammalia; Artiodactyla; Bovidae. Gene Ontology annotation, molecular function: protein binding. The transcript has 6 exons. The record is from RefSeq and is a predicted model, not a curated record. The coding region runs from base 210 to 527 and encodes 105 amino acids.